AUGUUUUCAAGUGACACGAUCUUGGGGAUUUUCCUCACAUCUGAGUUCUACAUUGGCUUCACAGGGAACUCGAUGCUCUUCCUGUCACAUGUGUACAUCUUCUUAGCUCAGCAUUAUCUGAAAAAACCCAUAGAUGCGAUUUUCAUGCACCUAACAAUGGCUAAUACUUUGACAAUUGUCUUCUUGUUGAUACCUUAUAUUGCAUCAUCCUUUGGAGUGAGACGUUUUCUCAAUGAUGCUGGUUGCAAGGCAGUCUUGUAUAUCUACAGAGUUACCCGGGGUCUUUCCAUCUCUACUACCUCUAUUCUGAGUGCAUUUCAAGCCAUCACCAUCAGUCCCAGUAACUCUAAGUGGGCAUGGCUGAAACCUAGACUCUCUACAUGGAUCUUUCCUUCUUUCUUUUUCUCCUGGGUCAUCAACAUGCUCGUUUACAUACAGGUCAUUCAUCUUGUAAUAGCCAAGAACAAUGCCAGUCAUGCUGGCCAGGGAUAUAUUCACACUUUCUGUAAGACCAGGAUGUCUAGGGAUGAAAAUUCAUUGCCAUUUUUCAUUGUCAUAUUGACUCGAGAUCUCCUCCUUGUGGUCCUCAUGAUGUCAUCCAGCCUCUACAUGGUGAAUCUCCUUCUCGCACAUCAUAGGAGAAUCCAGCAUGUCCACAGCCAGAGCCUCUCCUCCCAGUCAUCUCCUGAAACCAAAGCCACUUACAGCAUCCUUUUGCUGGUAAGUUGCUUUGUGUUCUUUUAUUGGUUGAGUAAUUUUAUCAUUCUGUAUGGAUUCUAUAUACCUGAGAAAAUCCCAAGACUGGAGAAAAUUAAUGCUAUUGUGUUAUCCUUCUACCCAACCAUCUGCCCAUUCUUACUCAUGAGGAAUAAUAAAAUCAUUUUGCAAUAUACUUCAUCCUUUUGUGUACUGAGAAGUACAUGUAUUCAAAAUGCACUCAGUAGCUGA
Jaculus jaculus (lesser Egyptian jerboa) is the source of this 948-nucleotide messenger RNA. RefSeq names its product vomeronasal type-1 receptor 3-like. Gene Ontology annotation, biological process: G protein-coupled receptor signaling pathway. The coding region runs from base 1 to 948 and encodes 315 amino acids. Gene Ontology annotation, molecular function: pheromone receptor activity. Gene Ontology annotation, cellular component: membrane. NCBI's taxonomy places the organism in Eukaryota, Metazoa, Chordata, Mammalia, Rodentia, Dipodidae. The transcript has a single exon. The record is from RefSeq and is a predicted model, not a curated record.